Molecule: messenger RNA, 4294 nt
Organism: Vitrella brassicaformis
Lineage: Eukaryota; Vitrellaceae
Source: the annotation of a GenBank genome assembly
GUGGAAAACAGCUUCCUCGCAUUCGUCCCGUCCGCUGGGCGCAUAAUCAGUCAGGCAUUUGCAGACAAGUUGAGCGACAAGUUGACCAUGGUCCUUCCCUCUCCUCUGGCUAUCGACCGACAGGACACCAACUGCCCACACAUAUUCACAUGCAUAUCUACAAGCAACAGGUAGGCAAGCUACACACCUACCUACCUGCCGGUCAGUUGCCUCUCUCCCUCCCUCCCUGCGUUGCUUUCCUCAUGAAUAUGUCUGCAUCAUUCACACGCAUGUACGGUACGCACAAGUCAGUCAGUGGGUCCCCGUCAGUCAGUCAUACAUACGCACACACGAGCCACGCUCACACGGAUCCACCAAGCCAAGGUAGUCAGUCGGCCAGAUGAAGCGACUCGCAUCACACCACCAUCUGUCCACAUCCACCGGAUAUCAGAUCUCUGUCCACCCAUCCAUCCACGGCGUCUCUCUUAUCACGUGGGGGCCGUCGGCUCUGUGCGCACCCUGCAGGCACAAGCCAAUUAUUCACAGCACAUGCAGGUCGUAUGUGUGCGGGUCGGCCUCCUUCCUUUUCUGACUCAUUCAUUUAUCGGCCUGGGUGGGGUGCAUUGACUGACGUACCUUGCGCCAGCACGGCUCUCCUCCUUGCCCUUCUUGCCUCCCCUCGACACAGCCAGCAUGUUCUCUCUGAUGAAGUCACGCUUCGGCUGCGGCCUGGGUUGGCCAGCGGCCCCUCCCAAGUGCUGCUGCGAUGGCACGCGAGCAGGGGUCCGCGGCGCAGGACGCUCUGUCCGAGCCGGAGGCUGCUUGGGGGCGGGCCGCUUGGCCUUCGUGGCAGUGGUGGUACGCGGCUUGGCGGGUGUGAUGUGCUUGGGGCGACCCGGAGCUCGAACAGGAGACGCAGGGGACUUCAGUGCUGUCUCGAUCUCCUGCUGCCGAGCCGACUCACAGGGGCUAUUCCGCUCCUCCGGCUCCGAGCGCCCCACAUGCCCGUGCAGCCGCAUGAACGCACCACUUAGGUGACGUAUGGUGGCCGUGCGGAGGGUGGAUCGGACAGCAACAGCGCCAGCGCGACGCAGGGUGGCCCUCUCCUUCGCUCGCUGCUUCAGGACGGCCUCUGCAGUGGCCCGCCACCAGCACGCCACACCACGGCGGAGCUCGGCGCGUUCGAUUGGGCGAAUAAGGCGGUCGAGGACAUUUCGCUGCAACGCGCGUGCCGCAGCUGUCUUGUGCCAGGCGUGGAGCAGCUCGUGCGUCAGCUGGCGGGCCGCCCUCCGACGCUUCGCUGCAACGCGCCAGAUGACCAAGUGGCAACGGAGAGUAGCAGAGCUUCGGGCCACCUGACAUGCAAAGGUAACACAAACAUAUGGCGCACAGAUGUGUGUUGUGUCCCUCGCUGGUUUGCCUCGCUCACUGACCUGGUGCCACUUCUGAUGCGCCUGCCUCAGGACGGCCAGCUGCACAGUCGUCUGCAGCCUCUGCGCCGCCUCGCGCCACGCAAGCGGUUUCUUCAGUUCUGGCAUGGCGAGCUGGUACGAGUGAAGUCGGAUGGCUUUCCUGAGAUCGACAAUGACAAAUUGCAGCGACACAGGUAUACACAUACUCACUCACUCGGUAGAGUUGAGGAUCUUGCAGGCUCUGAUGGCCUUCCUGCGCUUGACAGCCAUGUCCCAGGCGACAACAGCUCGCCUCAGCAGGGCAAGUUCAGCUGACACACAGACAAGACACACACGCCGAUGGAUAGGACAUCCACACCACCGACAGACGGCGCACCGUUACUUUCCCCUGCUCUCUCCCUCUCUGUUUCUCUCACCCACCAGUGGUGAUUUCUUCCAUAGCAGCAGCGGCACGGCGAAUGCCCUCCCACAUUGGGGUGCGGCUGAAUCCGUCCAGGAAGCGCUCUGGCGAGGGUGGCUGGAUCAACGAGGGGGGGCUGGGCGGCCGACGCAGCUCGACGGCCAUCUUGUCGAGCCUCUCCUGGUACUCGUCGAUCUCCCUCUGCCGCUCCAUCUCCAGACGCUCCCGCUCGAACCGCUCGAGCGCACUAGGGGCCCAUGUGGGCGACAGGCAGACACAGGAUGGGCCUUCCUCUCCCUCUCCGUCUCCCACUGUAUCAUCGUCUUGAGGCAGUGCCAAGCCAGGAGGGCGGCGCUUCUUGUACCCCGCCGAUGCAUUCGUGUCGUCGCCAUCCGCCAGCAGCGGCCCUUUUGCCUUGGUCAGCCUCUCAGCGAGCAGGUCCUUGAGCGACCCGGGCGUGAAGCUGAUGCACUGACGCAUGGGGUCAUCGUCUACACAUGCGCCGCCGCGAGGACUCAAGGGGGCGGGAGAAGGAACGUAGUCCUCCUGGGAUGCGCUGCAGCCCUGCAACAUCCCCAGUGGAUUCGGUCCGCGACUGAAGGGCUCUCGCGUCGUGGGGCCGUUUGAUGUAUGCCGGGGGCUGCGGAGAGCGGGCGACAGUGCCAAUGGCGACGAGGCCAAGGGAGUGGGGGCAAAGGGAGAUGACGGGAAGCGAGAGUCAUGGAAGAGGUCGCCCUGCUCUCCUGUGUCCACUCGACCGACGUGCUUGCCCGCCACUGCACUUAUGUGCUUGCAGGGCAGCUCACUCUGGCGCAGCCGCAGAGGCGACAUCACCGUAUCAACUGCAUGACGACACAAUGCAGACACCGCAGGCAAUGCAUGGAUUGUGUCCAUGGGAUUGUGUGUCGGUCGCCUUGAUUGUGUGGCUGGCCUCGCACCCGUGGCUACCUUUUGGCGAUGCACUGUCGUCGCCAUCCGCCAGCAGCGGCCCUUUUGCCUUGGUCUCAGCGAGCAAGUCCUUGAGCGACCCGGGCGUGAAGCUGAUGCACUGACGCAUGGGGUCAUCGUCCACACAUGCGGCGCCGCGAGGACUCAAGGGGGCGGGAGAAGGCAGGCAGUCCUCCUGCGAUGCGCUGCAGCCCUGCAACAUCCCCAGUAGCUUCGUUCCGCGACUGAAGGGCUCUCGCGUCGUGGAGCCCUUUGGUGUGUGCCGGGGGCUGCGGAGAGCGGGCGACAGUGCCAAUGGCGACGAGGCCAAGGGAGUGGGGGCAAAGGGAGAUGACGAGAAGCGAGAGUCAUGGAAGAGGUCGCCCUGCUCUCCUGUGUCCACUCGACCGACGUGCUUGCCCGCCACUGCACUUAUGUGCUUGCAGGGCAGCUCACUCUGGCGCAGCCGCAGAGGCGACAUCACCGUAUCAACUGCAUGACGACACAAUGCAGACACCGCAGGCAAUGCAUGGAUUGUGUCCAUGGGAUUGUGUGUCGGUCGCCUUGAUUGUGUGGCUGGCCUCGCACCCGUGGCUACCUUUUGGCGAUGCACUGUCGUCGCCAUCCGCCAGCAGCGGCCCUUUUGCCUUGGUCUCAGCGAGCAAGUCCUUGAGCGACCCGGGCGUGAAGCUGAUGCACUGACGCAUGGGGUCAUCGUCCACACAUGCGGCGCCGCGAGGACUCACGGGGGCGGGAGAAGGCAGGUAGCCCUCCUGGGAUGCGCUGCUGUCCCCCUGCAACAUCCUCAGUAGUUUCGUUCCGCGACUGAAGGCCUCUCGCGUCGUGGGGCCGUUUGGUGUGUGCCGGGGGCUGCGAAGAGCGGGCGACCGUGCCAAUGGCGAUGAGGCGAACGGGGAAAGCGGAGAUGGCGGGAAGCGAGAGUCAUGGAAGAGGUUGCCCUGUUCUCCCGUGUCCCCUCGACCGACGUACUGCUUGCCCGCCACCGCACUUAUGUUCUUGCAGGGCAGUUCGCUCUGGCGCAGACGCGACAUCACCGUAUCAACUGCACGAGGACACAAUACAGACACAGCAAGCCAAGCAAUGCAUCGUUGGUGUGUCGGUCGCUUUGAUUGUGUGGCUGGCCUAGCACCCGUGGCUACCUUUUGGCGAUCCCCAUGCCGUCGUGGCAUUACAGGCGUCAGCCAGGUCAAAAGUGGUCCUGGUGGCAUGCCGUCCGCCGUCCGCCAGCAGCGGCCCUUUUGCCUUUGCCUCAACGAGCAGGCCCUUGAGCGACCCGGGCGUGAAGCUGAUGCGCUGACGCAUGCGGUCAUCGUCCACACAUGCGGCGCCUCGAGGACUCACGGGGGCGGGAGAAGGCAGGUAGUCCUCCUGGGAUGCGCUGCUGUUCUCAUCGAUUUGCCCGAGUUGCUGCCCGCCAAUAAGCCCCGCUGCGGCCAGCCGGGCCUUUAGCUCCCCAACCACCGUCUGGCGAACGGCUUGCUUCCGCAGUCGGCUCAUUGUGCUGGACGAGAUGGAAACCUCCGAUCCCUCCUCACUGUCGCUCCCUGACGUGACG